CCCCCACCCCACCCCAUCCCGUGCCCAGCCUAAUUCCCUCCGUGUGAAUGACCCCGUUGGGAUCUGCUGUUUUGCAAGCCCGAUCUCUCUCCCCAUGGGGGCCACCCGCUGGGGGAUGUGCUCUGCUGGGAAAAUUAGCCACGAUUUUAUCGUAGCUGUGAAGACACUGCCACCAGAAGAUCAUAAGGUGGUGUCUAUUGCUGCUCGUGACCUUAGCCGGGCUCAGGAAUAUGCCAAGAACCAUGGGAUCUCUAAGGCCUAUGGGUCUUACGAAGAAUUGGCUCAAGAUCCAGAUGUUGAUGUGGUAUACGUGGGCGUGAUACACCCCUAUCACCUCCCUGUUACCCUGCUCUUCAUCCUGGCUGGGAAGCAUGUGCUUUGCGAGAAACCUCUGGGCAUGAAUGCUGCCGAAGUCAAGCGGAUGGUGCAAGCAGCUCAGGAAAAGAAGGUCUUCCUGAUGGAGGCUUUCUGGACCCGUUUUUUCCCUGCUUCAGAGAAGAUCCGUUCCCUGCUCCGGCAAAGGACCUUAGGGGACGUGGUGGCCUUACAUGCUGAGUUUGGCAUCCCUCUGCUCUCAGUACCCAGGUGUGUGGAAAAAGAACUUGGCGGAGGUGCCUUGCUAGACAUCGGGCUGUACUGCGUCCAGCUGGCCUGCAUGGUCUUCCCCGGGGAGAAGCCAGAAUCUAUCCUGGCCUCUGGAUUUUUAUACAAAACAGGAGUCGACAAAAUGGCUUCAGUCAUCCUGAACUACUCUGGCCAACGGCAGGCUGUCCUCACCUACACCAUGGCAGCUACAUUGCCCAAUCGAGCAGUCAUUUGUAGCACGGAAGGAUUAAUUGAGAUCCCUGGUUGUUUCUGGUGCCCAACAGAGUUGGUCGUCAACGGGCAGAAAGAGGAGUUUCCUCUUCCCUCAACAUCCCAAAAACUGAACUUUGGCAGGACCAUCGGACUCAGCUAUGAGGCAGAGCAUGUCAGACAGUGUUUGCUCCAAGGCUUGAAGGAGAGCCCCAUCAUGUCCCAUACAGACAGCGAACUUGUUCACUCCAUCUUGGAUGAAGUCCGGAGACAGCUGGGGGUGUCCCUUGCCCAGGACCAUGCCUGACCCAGGCUCAGUUUAUUCUUACGACCCCACAUGUAUGAGAGAAACUUCCAGAUUUUAACACUAGCAGAUUCACUCCUGUGACUGUAGAGGAAACUACGUGAGCACAAGCAGUGCAGCAAAUAUCGAUCACAGACCUUGAAAUUCAGUUAGGUUUCUGUAAACCAUUUGCCCUGCCUUGUCUUUAACCAAAUGUGAAAUGAAGAGGAGCAGAAUCCUUUUAAUAGAGUUUGUGGCAUAAUCUUUUCCAUUGUAGGUGUUUUACAUUCAAGAUUCUUAUUUACAAUAGAAGAAGACUGAAUAAUGUUAGGAGUGUAAUCCUAUAAGCAUGUUUACUUUGAAGUAGUUAUUCCCGAACAGUGAGGCCCCUCAAAUGCCCUUUUA
Molecule: messenger RNA, 1483 nt
Organism: Pogona vitticeps (central bearded dragon)
Lineage: Eukaryota; Metazoa; Chordata; Lepidosauria; Squamata; Agamidae
Product: trans-1,2-dihydrobenzene-1,2-diol dehydrogenase
Biological process (GO): D-xylose catabolic process
Molecular function (GO): D-xylose 1-dehydrogenase (NADP+) activity; nucleotide binding
Source: RefSeq, a predicted model, not a curated record